Coffea eugenioides is the source of this 1481-nucleotide messenger RNA. RefSeq lists its product as uncharacterized. The transcript has 7 exons. The coding region runs from base 432 to 1229 and encodes 265 amino acids. NCBI's taxonomy places the organism in Eukaryota, Viridiplantae, Streptophyta, Magnoliopsida, Gentianales, Rubiaceae. The record is from RefSeq and is a predicted model, not a curated record.
UUAACAGUCACUAGCACGGCCAUCUUGCUUGCGUUGCGAAAUGCCCACCCAACGCCGUCGGCAUGUGCAUUUGCAAUCAAAACGUGAAAUUUAAAUAAAACUUUAUUUAUUUAUUUAUUUUUUGGGGGCAGAAGUAGAGUGCAUAUUAAUCACACGCAGCGGCCGGCGGGCAAUGGAAGAACUCAAUAGUGGGAUUGCGAAGAGAGAAUAAGCCCUUUCCAGUUACCCAGUUAUGAGUUGCCGGGGCCGGAUUUACAAAUCAACUUGCUUGCUUAUACUUACUUCUAGUAAUAGUCAAUAAUCAAUAAUCAAUCUGGGUGGUGGUGGUGGUGGUGGUACUGGGCUUCUUGUGUGCGUCGUCAGACGGACGAUCAUCCCUCCCAUCAUUGUCCAUUCCUUCCUAAGAUCUAACCCUUCCGUCUUCGUCCGAUAUGGCUGCCAAUGUCAACCCCAAUCCCACUCCUGAGGCCAAUGCCGUUGCUAUCCCCGAGAUCGGACCCGAUGGCCUCCGUCGAGAAUCUCCUGUCAUUGCCUACACCGAACAGAAAAUCGAGGAAGAGCAGCUUCAAUUGCAAAAGUACAUUCAGGAAAACUAUUCCAAGAUUCGAGAUGUUGAACGAGAAUUGGCAAAUCUUUCCAUGGAGAUGAAACUUACAUCUGGCCCAAAAAAAGCAGCUCUUGAGCACAUGAGAAAGAAGAUAGAAAUCUCGAAUGAGAAAAUUCGUCUUGCUAGGCAAAAGGAGGAACUUGCAAGAAAGGCUUGGGAAGAAGCAUCAAAGGCAGUAAAAGAUGAGGAAGCAUUUAAGCAGAAGCUUUGCGAAGAUUUGAAUAACCUGGUACAAGAGAGUAGUAAUGCUCAAUUAGCUAGACUAGAGGAAUUGAAAAGGCGGCUGGAAGCUCUGAAUCCUAGCAGAUCAUCCGCAUCUGUCCCAAUUGAUGGUGUUCCAUUGGAACAUUCACCCAGCAAUAGAACUGAAGAUGCUGCCUUAGGUACAGCUAGUGUGCAAGUAGCUAAUGGAUCUUCUGGACAGAUAUCUAGUCAAGGUAAUGCAGGACAUGGUCCAAUAACAAAUGGAAACCAAGGGCUUCCUGCAUACAAUGAAGGUAGAGGGAAGAAAAAAACUGUGCUACAAGGGAGGGGAAAGGGAAUUGGAGCAGUACCCAAGGGUAGAGGUUCUGCAGCACCUGGGUGGACUGGGGCGGGUUUUGAUGUUGAUGGUAGAAGUUGAGACCAGGAUUUCAUGUAUCUUUUUUUAGUGAUCAGUAUAGAGAGACUAGCUGACUUUCAAUCAGGUACGGUAUUCAUACAAGAAUUGUUUAUAGUUUUAAAGAUGAUGCUUUUUCUGGUACUAUUUUGAUAUAGAAACUGUUGUCAGCGAGUUUUCCGGCUUGGCAAUAUCUGUGAACCAGCACAUUUGUCCCUUCAUGGACACCAAUUAUAUUUAUUGAAUGAGAUGCAUAUAAGGUUCAAUUUUGGGUGA